AUGGUGGAUGAGCUCAAUGCUCGUUCUUCACGUAUUAGGACGUUGAGCGAUUCAUCCAGGAGUGAUGCAUCUUCUCCGUCGCAAUCAGGUGUCUCAGAGUUUUCUGGUCGAUUGGGCGAUUCUCGUGCGCAGAGACCGCUCGAACAGGGCCGAUCUCGCAAGCAGAAUAUACGAGAGCUCCGAGAAGAGUUCGAAGACUACCCUGAGCUCUAUGGCAUCCGCAGAUCUGGCCGAUGUCGUCGCGAACCAUUUCGGUUCAAACCACCGGAUUCUGGACCAGAAGGUCGUAUAAAAUCUAGGAGGAAACGGGUUUCGGAGAGUGGUACGGAAAGCGAAUCACAAGACAGCGAUGAUGAUGAUGAUCGGUGGGGCNGCAGACGAAACUACAAGAACCGUACGGUCAGGACCAGAGGAAAUCGCGUAAGCUACAAAAGUGCCUUCGCCGAUGAAAGCUUUGAUGAUUCUGCAGAUGAACCAUCGGAACAAACCAAUACCGUUAGCUUUCGCGGAGGUCAAUCCAAUUCUACCAGUCAACAGGCGUCCUUCCAGAAACCCAAGGGUCCUCUGGUCAGGAAGGCCUAUUCGUCUAAGGUGACACUCAGAGAAAACUUCGAUCAGCGAACGGAUUCCGACUCCGCAGAUCACAUUGGUACGCACAGUCAGGCUUCUGACGAUGAUGAGGUUGAAGAUAUGUACAAAGACAGGGACUGGGGUGAAGACGAAGCAGAUGUCAUUGAAGAGGUACUUCUUCACGCCAUACGUCGAAAGGGGGCUACUGGAAAUCCAACAACACUGUAUAAUACGAAGUUAGAAAAGGAUCUGAAUGCUGAUUUCGAUCCGGCAGUGGAACCUGGGGAAUUGCAGUUUCUCAUAAAGUGGCGAAAUUGGAGUCACAUCCAUUCUACAUGGGAGACUGAGACAUCUCUUCGCAGUCCGGAUCGCGGCUGUCCAGUACUCGGCCUUAAAAAACUGCAUGCUUAUCAGGCUGCCUUGCGCGAAAGAGAAGAACGCAUGCGUUAUGCUGAGCGCGAUGAUCUCGAAACGGUUGCUUAUGAGGAAGAACGCAGGGAGCAGAUAUUGGCUGAAAAAAUGGAUGUAGAGCGGAUCGUUGCACAUAGUCGCGAUACUGAGAGCAAUACGUUUGACUAUCUCAUCAAAUGGUUCCGGUUGGAUUAUCGAUUCUGUUCUUGGGAGUCCGGAAAGGUUAUCCGAGCCCUCUACUUACCAGCAGUUGAAAGCUAUGAGGCUCGCUGUCGGUCGCUGAAAAUACCUGAUAAAAAAUGUGCCGUGCUACAUACACGCCCUCACUUCGAGCCCCUUGUGACGCAGCCCAGUUAUCUAGGUAAUACGAAUGAUCUCAUACUUCGUGAUUAUCAGCUUGAGGGAAUUAAUUGGAUCGCCAGAGCAUGGUGUCGAGAGAAUAGUGUGAUCCUUGCAGAUGAAAUGGGGUUAGGCAAGACAAUUCAGUCCAUUGGUUUUUUGUCUUAUUUGUUCCACGCCCAUAAUUUACACGGACCGUUCCUAAUUGUCGUACCCCUUAGUACGGUGUCCAGUUGGCAAAAAGAACUUCAGGCUUGGGCACCGGAUAUGAACACAAUAAUCUAUACAGGUGAUCACGUUUCCCGACAGUUAAUUCGAGAACAUGAGUGGGCGGUUAGUGCCUCAAACGCCUCUCGUCGAUCACAAGCCCUGAAGUUUAAUGUAUGUGUUACCACUUACGAGAUAUUGCUCAAGGAUAAAUCAUGGCUUGGUCAGGUUUCAUGGGCGUUCUUGGGGGUUGAUGAGGCCCAUCGUUUAAAAAAUGAUGCGAGUCAGUUGUACAAAACACUCAAGACAUUUGAUACCAAUACAAGAUUGUUAAUCACAGGAACUCCUCUUCAAAAUACUAUGAAAGAACUUUGGGCACUUCUUCACUUCAUUAUGCCUGAACGUUUUCCAGAGUGGGAUGAAUUCGAGCAAACGUAUAGUGUGUCAGCUGACGAUCCCGCCUACCGAGUGGAUGUAGAUGCAUUCCACGGCCUUCAUAAAGUCCUCCGACCUUUUCUACUCAGACGAGUGAAGAAAGAUGUCGAAAGUUCAUUACCGGAAAAAAUUGAGCAGAUAUUACGCGUUGAUAUGACAAAGGAACAAGCGAAUAUUUAUAGGUUAAUCCUCGCCCGCAAUUAUGAUGGCCUAAUGAAAGUGACCCGUGGCCAUCGUGCGUCGUUCAUUAACAUUGUCAUGGAGUUGAAGAAAUGUUGUAAUCACGCUCAUCUGAUAGCACCUCCAUCGGAAGCAGAUAAAUCAGCAAUGUCCGGUGAGGACUACAUGUGGGCCAUCAUAAGGGGCUCUGGAAAAAUGACUUUACUCGAUAAACUGCUUCAACGCUUGAAAAGCAAAGGACAUCGGGUUCUUAUUUUCAGCCAGAUGGUACGAAUGUUGGAUUUACUAGCGGAUUAUCUUGCUAUACGUGGUUGGGGUUUUCAGCGGCUUGAUGGUUCGAUCCGCGGUGCGCUACGAAAACAAGCUUUGGAUCACUUCAAUGCGGAGGGCUCCACAGAUUUCUGCUUCUUACUUUCCACCCGUGCCGGGGGAUUGGGUAUUAACCUGGCAACUGCAGAUACCGUUAUUAUAUUUGAUUCAGACUGGAAUCCGCAAAAUGAUCUGCAGGCACAGGCACGCGCCCACCGUAUCGGACAAACGAAACAGGUUUCUGUUUAUCGGCUGGUGACGCGCGAGUCAGUUGAAGAGAAGAUCAUCGAGAGUGCUACCCGCAAGAUGGUUCUGGAUCAUUUAGUCAUUCAACGGAUGGAUUCUGCGGGCAAGGGCGGAAAGCGUGGUGAUACCGCAAAAGGACAGUUACUAACAGAAAUAUUACGUUAUGGCGCGGAGGGUUUGUUCAAACAAUCAGAUGAAGAAGCAGCAGACCUUGAGGUAGACAUCGAUGACAUUUUAAACAGAGCAGAAACUCGUGAUACAGAAGCAACAGCGGAGGCCAAUCCGGCGAAUAUACUUCUUUCGUCUUUCAAGGUGGUUACGCUAGAUGCUCAUGAUGAUGAUCCAGAGGAUAACCAAACUAAUCACGCAGACCAAAAGGGUUGGGAUCAGAUUAUUCCAAGUGAACUUCGCGGACAACUCAAGGCUGAAGAAAUGCAAAAAACAUUAGUAGAUCUUGAGCUUGGACCGAGAAGGCGCAGGAAAGUUAGAACUUUCCAAGCUGGUAUGGAUCCAUUACCCACUUCAGGCAGUUCAUCCGAUGAUGAAGUAGAAAGCAAACAAUCCACUUCACAGCUUUCAGACAAAGAAAUCCGUGCAUUGGUGCGAGCAAUCAAACGUUUUGCUCGCCCCCUUGAGCGAAUAGAUGCGAUUGCUGCUGAUGCGGAGCUUCCAGAUCGAACAGAGGGAGAAUUACGCGAAGUGGUGGAUGCAGUUCUGAGGGGUUGCAAAGCCGCUAUGGAAGCUGCUGCAAAUGCAAAUGAAGAACAAAAGUCAACCGGGAGCAAGGGUCCAGUUUUUCAGUAUGGUCGUGUGUCUGUUGCGGCAAAACCUCUUUUACAAAGCCUACAAUACUUGGAAACGUUACAUCAGUGCCUCCCAAGUGGCGGUAAGGAGGCCAGAAUGGCUUUCGAGCUUCCAUUUCUUCCCAAGUUAGUUGCUUGGUCUUGCCCGUGGGAUACGUCUGAUGAUGUCCGUUUACUUGCUGGCGUCUAUGAGCAUGGUUAUGAUAAUUGGGAGGCAAUCAAGUUAGAUGCUGAUCUUGGCUUGGGUUCCAAGCUGUUACCUGUGUCUCAAACAGAACGCCCUCAAGCUAGUCAUAUUCGUUCUCGCGUGGAUUACUUGUUACGGAUGCUUGCCAAGCAUUCGCAGCAAAAAUUGGACCCAGAUUCUCCCAGUGGUUCCAUUAAUAAAAAACGGAAACAAAUUGAAAACACACCUGGAUCAGUGGAUUCCAAAGGCAGACACGGGCAUAAGAAGCAUCGGAGUUCCACAAGGGUGCCAGUGAAUUCGAGCUCCUCCGCGAAUAUAAACAAACCGAAGUCCGCUGAAUUUGUAGAUACGGAGGAUUCCUCUUCCGACUCGGACGAAUCAGAUCGGCCAAAAACAACCAGUACUGUACCCGCAAAGCGUCCAAAGAUCGAAGGAACCAAAAGUAAAUCAGAAGCGAAGGGCAGACCGUCUGAGCAAAGCGAAAAGUCGCAAAAAGUUAGUACUCCAAACCCAUCGUCUUUCGAUUCGGUCUCCGUCACUAAAGAAGAAGAACGGGAGUUCCGGGAGAUGCGUGGUGCACUAUUUCUCAAGUGCAAGGAGAAGCUUCUGCCCAUUAAAAAACAUUUCAAGCAUUUGGAACGCUUAGAGGAUUCAUCAACUGAAGACACUGAACAGUUUUCAAGGGUCAUUUUACGUAUUGGCGAUCACAUCCACGACCUCGUUCGAGAUGUGUCGGAUAAGAAUACCCGGCACUUCUGGAAAAACUACUUGUGGGAAUUCGUUCAACUGUUUUCAAAGAAGUCUACGGAUGAGCUACGACAUGUCUAUCAUCGUGCUGUUAAGAAACGUCUUAAGAGCACUGAAGAAACAGAUCAGUUACAUCAGAACUCUCACGAGGCAAAUUCUCGUGAUGCAGAUAACUCCGACACACCCAGGAAACAUCACCAGCAUCGGAGUCGAUCAAGUGGCGAUCGAGAUCGCCGACAUUCAUGGGAUAGACGUACCGAUCGUCGGGACUCUCCGGAUCGUGGACAUCCCGGUCGAAAUAUACCCAACAGCUAUCAUCGUGAGAAGUAA
Molecule: messenger RNA, 4764 nt
Organism: Echinostoma caproni
Lineage: Eukaryota; Metazoa; Platyhelminthes; Trematoda; Plagiorchiida; Echinostomatidae
Source: the annotation of a GenBank genome assembly